AUGUCUGUUGACAAUUGGAGUUGUCCUAAUUGUACAUUAAUUAACAACAUUCAAGAACAUUGUUGUAAAGCUUGUCUUUAUUCAUUUAACAAAAAUAACCGUAAUGGCUUUCUUCGAAAAUUAAAAUUGCCUCACUUCUCAGUCAAUUCUGCCUUAGAAAAAUUAGACUCAGCUCUAGAUUUAAUUACUAAUAGCCCUGGACGUUCUUCUACAAGUCAACAAAAUGUUCAAAUUUAUCCACAAUUUAAUCAUUCCCCUGCUAUUUGGAAAUGUUCUAGCUGUUCUCAAUUAAAUAAUCACCCAGGCAAAAGGUGUGUCUGGUGCAAUUUGGCUAGGGAAACUGAUGCUACUUAUAAUUAUUGGACUUGUUCAAAUCCAAAUUGUUGUCUUAAACAGCCACAAACACCUUUAAAUGGAAAAUGCCCACUUUGUCGAGUAAAAUCUUCAUAUCACCGAAUGCAAACCUCUAAAAGCAUGCCUCGUUUAUCAGAUAUUGGACUUGUUGAAAAUGUUCUUUCACUCCCUCAAGGAGAAAGUGAUGAUAAAAUUGCCCAUUCAGAUAGAUAUAAUUCAAUAACCGAACAUUGCAGAUUGACUAAUCAUUGUUUUUUGGACGAUUCUUUCCCACAUUCUCUUCAUUCAAUCGGCCCUCUUUCACAAUUUGAAUGCAAAAAUUUAGAUAUUAUUUGGCUCCGACCUUCUGAAAUAUUUACUAGAGAUGGACAUUUAGUUCGAUGGGCGGUUUUUAAUGAUCCUCAACCAACUGAUAUUGAACAAGGUCUACUCGGUAAUUGUUGGUUUCUUUCUGCAAUGGCUGUUGUUUCUGAAAGACCUGAUAUUUUAGAAAGACUUUUUCUCACAAAAGUCUACGAUCAUUAUGGCGUUUAUGAAAUGAGAUUAUGUGUUGAUGGAUUAUGGCAAAAUGUUUUUGUCGAUGAUUUUUUUCCUUGUCAUAAAAGAAGUCGAACAAUGGUUUUUGGUGUUGGACGAAAGAAUCAACUUUGGCCUUCCCUACUUGAAAAAGCUUUGGCUAAGAUUUAUGGAAAUUAUGCAAUUUUGAGGGCUGGAAGGAUUUGUGAAGGUUUAUAUUUAUUUUUAAUUUUCACGAAGAUUUUUAAAGGACUUUCAACACUAACUGGAGCUCCAACAAUUUCUUUAGAUUUGGAAUAUAUUGAUUUAAAUUUUGAAGGAAGAAUGUCGGCAUUAAACAUUGUUUGGGCUAAAUUAUUAAGUGCCAGAGAAGCUCGUUUUAUUAUGGGAUGUUCUUGUGGAGCAGGAAAUCGUCCAGUCAAUGAAGAUGAAUAUAAGAAAUUAGGUUUGAUGAGUCAACAUGCUUACUCUCUAUUGGAUGUUAGACAAACUAGAGAAGGACAUAGAUUAGUUCAACUUCGAAAUCCUUGGGGUUCUUUUGUUUGGAAUGGCGAAUUUAGCCGUAAAUGGCCCGGAUGGACUUCAGAAUUAAAAAAAGAACUAGCAUCAGAUGCAAAUAAACAAUCAGGGACGUUUUGGAUGCCUUUUGAAAGAUUAGCUAAUUAUUUUGAUACAAUUGAUAUUGCUCAAAUUAACAGAGGUUGGAUAUCUACAAGGCAUUUGUUGGAUAUUGGCUGGGUAGAAGGACGGACUAGGAUUGUUCGCUUCACAAUUACUGAACCAACAGAAUUAUGUGUUAUCUUACAUCAAAGAAAUGCCCGGACAGUUAUAGAUCAAGUAGAUAUUUUGGUUACAAUACACAAACAAGAAAUGAAUAAAGAUGGUUUUCCUGGAGAAUUAAUUUGUCGUUCACCAAGAAAAAUUGGACCAAUUGUCCGGACAGAAGAUUAUUUUUUUCAGCCAGGAGAAUAUUUAAUUUUUGCUCAUUCUUUUUCAAAUUUUGGUGAAAUGAUUCCUGGCACAGUUGUUAUUCAUAGUUCGAAGAAAAUCUACUCCGAAUCUCUUACUUCUUCAUUGGAAGUUUUACGUUCUUCAAUUUGUUUUUUGAUGCUUAAAGAAGGUUCCAUAAAUGGUGAUUCCAAUGGAAUGAUUGCUCGUUAUUUAACUAGUAAUUUUGCUGGAUUGGCAUUAAUGGUUGAUAAUACAAAUCCAAAUACGUGUGUACAGGUUGGGGAAUUCUAUAUAAAAACUAACUUAAUUUUUAAAACCCUAAUGUUCUUAUGA
Messenger RNA from Meloidogyne enterolobii, 2154 nucleotides. The record is from the annotation of a GenBank genome assembly. NCBI's taxonomy places the organism in Eukaryota, Metazoa, Nematoda, Chromadorea, Rhabditida, Meloidogynidae.